AGGACAGUGAUGAUGAUGAUGAAGUCACUGUUAGUGUGGACCGAGAUCGCUUCAUGGAUGAGUUCUUCGAACAGGUGGAAGAAAUUCGAGGGUUCAUUGAUAAAAUUUCAGAGAACGUGGAGGAAGUGAAGAGGAAGCAUAGUGCCAUCCUUGCUUCGCCCAACCCGGAUGAGAAAACGAAGGAGGAACUGGAAGAGUUAAUGUCCGACAUAAAAAAGACAGCGAACAAAGUGCGCUCCAAGCUAAAGAGUAUUGAACAGAGUAUUGAACAAGAGGAAGGACUGAAUAGGUCAUCUGCUGACCUGAGGAUAAGGAAAACUCAGCACUCGACACUGUCACGCAAGUUUGUGGAAGUGAUGUCUGAGUACAAUGCCACGCAGACCGACUACAGGGAGCGCUGCAAAGGGAGGAUUCAAAGGCAGCUGGAGAUCACUGGCAGGACCACCACCAGUGAGGAGCUGGAGGACAUGCUGGAGAGCGGGAACCCAGCCAUCUUCUCUUCUGGGAUCAUUAUGGAUUCGAACAUCACCAAGCAGGCGUUGAACGAGAUUGAGACACGGCACAGUGAGAUCAUCAAACUGGAGAACAGCAUUCGAGAGCUGCAUGACAUGUUUAUGGACAUGGCCAUGCUCGUGGAGAGCCAGGGUGAGAUGAUUGACCGCAUCGAGUACAAUGUGGAGCACUCCGUGGACUACGUGGAGCGGGCCGUAUCUGACACCAAAAAAGCGGUGAAGUACCAGAGCAAAGCCAGACGGAAGAAGAUCAUGAUCAUUAUCUGCUGUGUGAUCCUGGGCAUCGUCAUCGCCUCCACCUUUGGCGGCAUUUUCGGCUAGACUCUCCCCACGGGACUGUUUGUGUGCGAUGGACGGAGCUGUGUGUGCCGCAGGGCCGCAACCGAGCUGGAGCCGAACCACGCAGCCCCGGAGCCUCCCAGCAGCAUUUCAGUUUCUAAUGCAUGGUUGUUUGUGACGCUGUAUGUGCGGUGCAGUGCGUCUGUGUGGAGGGAGUGCCGGCCCCGGGGCACAGGUGGGGUGCAGGGGCCUGUGAUGGGUGCAAGGGGGACCAUGGGGGCAACCCGAGCUCACAUCACUGCUCCAGCCUGGGUGGCUGGCUGGGACCAGGGUGGGGGCAGGUGCCCUUGGGUGCUGCUGCUCCUCCUGUGCUAGGCAGUCUGCAUCAGCCACAGCUGAGGGCAGGAAAGGACUAGCAAAGGGUGUUACGGGGUCCAUGGGAGCAUAGUGCCCAGCCACCCUCCCCCCUGGCUUUGCCAUCACUCCAGGUCGAGCCCACAUGUCCAUCAGCCUCAUGUGUGUUUGAGAAACCACCUUCCUUGGGCUGCUUCUUCCGGGGGCACUUCCCUGUGUGUAUGCUUUGCCAGGCCCUGCCUGCCCUGGUCCCUCCUGUCACUGCCCUCCCCAUGGCUGUGCCCAGCUGCAGGUCCCUGCUCUGCAGCCACUGC
Struthio camelus australis is the source of this 1459-nucleotide messenger RNA. The record is from RefSeq and is a predicted model, not a curated record. Lineage: Eukaryota; Metazoa; Chordata; Aves; Struthioniformes; Struthionidae.